Trichoderma citrinoviride is the source of this 2145-nucleotide messenger RNA. RefSeq names its product glycoside hydrolase family 5 protein. Gene Ontology annotation, molecular function: beta-glucosidase activity. The transcript is spliced from 4 exons. Bases 1 to 2145 code for a protein of 714 amino acids. Gene Ontology annotation, cellular component: cell surface; extracellular region. The record is from RefSeq and is a predicted model, not a curated record. Lineage: Eukaryota; Fungi; Ascomycota; Sordariomycetes; Hypocreales; Hypocreaceae. Gene Ontology annotation, biological process: glucan catabolic process.
AUGAGCGACACCGACAUCCCGCGGGCGCACCGCCACCGCAGCGCACGAGGCGAAUCGUCCAGAAGAGACCGAGAGAGAACACGAGACAGAGAAAGAGACAGGGAGCGAACACGGGACAGGGACAGAGAAAGAGAUGGAGAAAGAGACAGGUCGCGAAAGCACGAGUCCCGGACGCGGAGAGGCGCCAGCAGCGCAGACGAAGGGAGGGCCGACAGACGCAGCAGGUCGCAGUCGCAGUCGCUGAGGCGAGAGCGGGAGCGCACGGCCGGACACGAGGAGAGGGAAAGAGAGCGAGCAGAGAGGCAUCAGAGGCGCGAAAGGGAGCGGGAGCGGCGACGGGAGCAGGAGCGGGAGCGCGAGCGCGAGAGAGAGCGGCACCCGGGGCCGGAGAGGGUAAGACCGAGCAAGCAGAAGAAGUCGAGGGUCGUCAGCGGCGCGGCGAUGGAGGAGGGGAGGACCAGGGGAUGGGGGUUCGGGUUCGGCCAUGCUCGCGAGGAUAGCUACGACAGCCUGAGAAAGGAGGAGCUGUACAGCCAGCCGGAGAAGAAGAAGACCAAGUGGUCCAAGAGAAAGAAGUGGAUCGUCGGAGGCAUCUGCGGCCUAAUCCUUCUCAUCAUCAUCAUUGUGGCCGCGGUGGUGGGUUCAAAGAAGAAGUCGGGCGGCAGCAACGAUAGUCCAUCGUCUUCCGCGAGCAAUAGCAAGGUGCCAACACAAUACAUCGGCACAUACCUGGACCCCUCGACCUGGGCGAGCACGACGGACUUCAACACGACCUUUACCAACGAGACGGUGGGCGGCCUGUCCGUCAUGGGUCUCUACUCGGAUUGGGACGACUCUGCCCAGGCAAACGACAAUGUGCCUCCGCUCAACAAACCCUGGGGCAACUACUCCAAGACGCCUGCCAGGGGUGUCAACCUAGGGGGGUGGCUCUCCAUUGAGCCCUUCAUCACGCCCUCUCUCUUCAACUACCCCCUGAGUGCCGGCAUCGUGGACGAGUGGACUCUAUGCGCCCAUCUCGGGGCCAAGGCCGCGGAGACGAUCGAGAACCACUACAACACGUUUGUCGACGAGAGCACGUUCAAGGACAUUGCCGACGCCGGACUGGACCACGUGCGAAUCCCCUUCUCCUACUGGGCCGUCAAAACGUACGACGGCGACCAGUACGUCGCCCACACCUCGUGGCGAUACCUCCUCCGCGGCAUCGAAUGGGCCAGGAAGUACGGGCUGCGAGUGAACCUGGACCUGCACGGCUUACCGGGGAGCCAGAACGGCUGGAACCACAGCGGUCGACAGGGCCAAAUCAACUGGCUCAACGGCACCGACGGGGACCUCAACGCGCAGCGGUCCCUGGACAUUCACAACAGCCUCUCGCAGUUCUUCUCCCAGAAGCGAUACCAGAACAUCAUCACGCACUACGGGCUGGCCAACGAGCCCAAGAUGGUGUAUCUGGACCACGCCAGGGUCAUCAACUGGACGGAGACGGCGUUCAACCUGGUGCGCAAGAACGGCUACAAGGGGCUGGUCAUCUUUGGCGACGGCUUCAUGGGCCUGAACAACUGGCAGGGCCUGAUGCAGGGCUACGACGGGCUGGUGCUGGACGUGCACCAGUACGUCAUCUUCAACGUCAACCAGAUCGACUUUACGCACCAGAAGAAGGUCGAGUACGCGUGCGCCGGGUGGACGCAGCAGGCGGAGCAGAGCCAGGACCCGAGCACGGGCUACGGACCGACGCAGUUCGCCGAGUGGUCGCAGGCCGACACGGACUGCGCGCAGUACGUGACCAACGUGGGCCAGGGCAGCCGGUGGGAGGGCACGCUCUCGGGCAACGCGAGCACGGCGGUCCUGUCGCCGGGCUGCCCGACCAAGAACAGCCAGUGCUCGUGCGCGCAGGCCAACGCGGACCCCAGCAAAUGGAGCGACGAGUACAAGAAGUUCCUGUCCAUGUUUGCCGAGGCGCAGAUGUACAGCUUCGAGAAGGGGCUCGGGUGGUGGUACUGGACGUGGAAGACGGAGAGCUCGCCGCAGUGGAGCUACCAGGCCGGCAUGCAGGCGGGCGUCUUGCCGAAGAAGGCGUACGACAGGGACUUUAACUGCGAUGUCGCGGUGCCCGACUUUUCGAAGGAGGGAUUACCGGAGUACUAUUAA